CGAAACGGUACAGUCAUUGCAGUCUGUGGAUGUUUUCCGCCGAAUGAAUAUCAGUUAAAUUGUAUUUUAACACUGUAAAAUUGAACUUAAAAUAUAACUUGAAGUCAGAGUUUCCCGAUUUUCAUCCUACAUUCACGGAUGUUGCGGAUGCAAAUGGUGACAGCAAAGAAUCCAUUCCUCUAAUUGUUCCAUAGCAUACUUUUAGUGAAGUUAAUUUUAGGGAAAAGUUAAAAAAGAAGGACAUGGAUUGACAAUGAAUGAUAUAAAACUUAUUAAAUAUAGAUCCCUUUGUAACUAUUUUUAGUCCAUAUUUUAAUCAUAACAAGCAGAACAAAAUUAAGGCUUUGACUUGAAAUGUUUUUUCGACUUAUUGGUUUGUUCUCUGAAAUUGGCAUAGCUUAGUGAGUGAUAGCCUCAUCUGUUGAAGCAACCAAUGUUUUCUUUUACAAUAAAGUAAUUGCCAAUUUGUCAUAUAAGAUAUAUCUAACUCCCUCUGUCUUAUUCUUUAACUUUCAGAAAUCCAAAGCUUCAUGCUAUUCCAAACUUGCUUAAUGAUCUCCAAAUGAGAUACAAGUUGAACCCGAAGGAGGAACAUAGCAAAAUACAAGGCGACUCUACAUGAAUGAAUCGAAAAGAAAUAACAAUGAAUGCCAGCCAGCGAAAAAAGUCUCGCCGGUGUUUGAACAAGAUCUCAAUUAUCUUCCUUAUGAAAAAGACGAGUCUGAGUUACUGGAUGACGGGACAGAUUUUGAAAGUUCUUCAGGUUUUGUAGGAAAGAAAAAGAGGGCACCAAGUUACCAUGUAGCUAAAAUUACUUUAUCAGAUUUAGUCAAGUACUUUAAUAUGCCAAUUGCAGAAGCUUCAAAAAAUCUAAAUGUUUGCCUUACUGUUCUCAAAAGCUACUGUUUUGUCUGUGGUAGAGAGAAGAAAUAUGCUUCUCCUUAGUCACAUUCUUCCGGUGUUUCUUCAGUGCUACGCCGACACGAGCAGUUGUUGCUUUAUAAUUUGUAUAUGAGUGUUUUGUGUUUGUCAUCUACUUAUUCAUUUCACAGUUGAGCUUCUACCGGAAGUUUGACUCAGUCUAAUAGCUAUUGUUUUACAACGAAGCGGUUUGUGUCGAAGCCAAGAUGUGUUGUUUCUGAUGGUGUGUUGGAAUCCCUUCCUCCCAAUGGCGCACCAUCCAUGAAAAGUUAUGUGUUAAAUUGUGUAGGAAUUAGUUCUGUUCAUGAUACCUUUAGAUACUAAAUUGCUUUCUAGAAAAUGGUUUUGUAGUUUAGUUCAACUGUCUGGUCUCUUCCAAUGUGUUUGUAUAUGUG
Messenger RNA from Vicia villosa (hairy vetch), 1316 nucleotides. Its product is annotated as protein RKD5-like. Gene Ontology annotation, molecular function: DNA-binding transcription factor activity. Lineage: Eukaryota; Viridiplantae; Streptophyta; Magnoliopsida; Fabales; Fabaceae. The coding region runs from base 619 to 945 and encodes 108 amino acids. The transcript has 2 exons. The record is from RefSeq and is a predicted model, not a curated record.